Messenger RNA from Sphenostylis stenocarpa, 225 nucleotides. The record is from the annotation of a GenBank genome assembly. Lineage: Eukaryota; Viridiplantae; Streptophyta; Magnoliopsida; Fabales; Fabaceae.
AUGGAUCCAAAAAUGAUGUACAAAAUCCCUCUACUGGAGACGGAGUUGUCUGUUGCAGAUGGUGCAGUGAUAGGUGCGUUUGGUCUUACAGAAGAAAGGAAGAAAACAGAAAUUGCAAAGGGUCUCUACGUCCACCGCUUGGAUGAUCCCUCCGCAGUAAGGACACGCCCCCGGUGCUGGCUGCCUCGACACCACCCUUUCAUCUUCCCCGCACACAAACACUAA